Suillus bovinus is the source of this 936-nucleotide messenger RNA. RefSeq lists its product as uncharacterized. Lineage: Eukaryota; Fungi; Basidiomycota; Agaricomycetes; Boletales; Suillaceae. Gene Ontology annotation, biological process: DNA recombination; DNA integration. The record is from RefSeq and is a predicted model, not a curated record. Bases 1 to 936 code for a protein of 311 amino acids. The transcript is spliced from 3 exons. Gene Ontology annotation, molecular function: DNA binding.
AUGUUGAUCUCUAUUGAGGUCAAGACACACGAGAACUAUGGAGCUGGACUCCUUAGAUUUCAUCAAUAUUGUGACUCGAGGAGGAUCCUGGAGCAGUUAUGCAUGCCGGCACCAGACCACCUCUUGGCCUCAUUCAUUGCAUCAUGGGCCAGGAAAGUUGCAAGCUUGACCAUCCACAACUGGCUUGCCGGUAUCCACUUCUGGCAUAACCUCCAUGGUGCACCUUGGCAUGGUAGAGUACUACUGCGUACAGCAACUUCCGGUCUUGCUAAGGUGGUUCUGCCAUCUUCAAAGAGACCAUGUAGACCUCCAGUUACCCUAGAACACAUGCACACUCUCGUUCGCCUUCUUGACUUAUCCAAUGCUUUUGAUGUGGCUGUUCUUGCUGUCACUUCCACCGCUUUUUGGUCUUGCUGCAGACUUGGGGAGUUGUUAAUUGACUCUGCUAAUUCCUUUGAUUCUACGCGUCAUGCACCACGAAAUUGGACUAAGACAACACAUGGUGAAGGCACAAACCUUAUUGCUUCAGGGGUGGAGGACCCCUCAAAUCUGGUUUCAGCGAUCAUGCAUCACCUCUCAGCCAAUGCUUCAGUACCUGAUUCAGCUCCCUUCUUCGCAUUCGAAACAGAUCAAGGCAGCUGGGCGCCCAUGAUAUGGACUUGGUUCGUUAACCGCUGUAAUGAAAUCUGGAAGAUCGCUGGCCUCCCUGGGUUAUCGGGACAUUGUUUUAGGAUUGGUGGAGCCACAGAACUGCUCUUGAGAGAAACACCACCUGAUGUAGUUGCAAUGCAAGGGAGAUGGAAGUCUAGAGCCUUCCUCGAGUAUUGGAGAAAGACUGAUUUGAUUUUGCCAGUUUUUAUAACUUCAUCCUUUUCAGAUUCCCGUAUUGCAAUGAUAAAUUCUUCUAUGAACGCCUUUUCUCGUCGUUACCAGUAG